AUGGUGGAGCAUCACCCACCCCGGGGGAUCAGGAUGGAGCACCACCUACCCCGGGAGGAUCAUGGUGGAGCACCACCCACCCCGGGGGAUCAGGAUGGAGCACCACCCACCCUGGGGGAUCAGGAUGGAGCAUCACCCACCCCGGGGGAUCAGGAUGGAGCACCACCCACCCUGGGGGAUCAGGAUGGAGCAUCACCCACCCCAGGGGAUCAGGAUGGAGCACCAUCCACCCUGGGGAAUCAUGGUGGAGCACCACUCACCCCGGGGGAUCAGGGUGGGGGUACCACAGCACUGCUGCCUGCCCUGAGCAUCCCCGGGGGUGUGGGGCAGAGUGGAGGCCCACAGCACUUUGAAAGAUCAGUCUUAGGGCUGCCCAGGGCAGGCAGGGAUUCAGACACCUGUCCUGCCCCUGCUGCUACCUGCACCUGCUCCUCAGAGACCCCUGGGCCCCCUGGCCCACAAGGACCUCCAGGUCUCCCCGGGAGAAAUGGUGCCCCUGGAGAGCAGGGUUUCCCAGGGCCCCGGGGUCCACCCGGGGUCAAAGGGGAGAAGGGUGAUCAUGGACUCUCAGGCUCACAGGGUCCCCCUGGUCACCAGGGUACCCCCGGGAGAGUUGGCCUUCAGGGACCAAAGGGAAUGAGAGGACUGGAAGGGACUGCUGGCCUGCCCGGACCACCUGGCCCUAGGGGGGCCCAGGGCAUGGCAGGUGCCCGGGGGGCUGGUGGAGAGCGAGGAUCCCCAGGGGCUGUGGGACCCACGGGGCUGCCAGGGCCCAAAGGAGAACGAGGGGAGAAGGGGGAGUGCCAGUCCCUCACUGCCAUCUACCAGCUUGUGAACCAGGCCUGUGAGUCCGCCAUUCAGACUCAUAUGCUCAAGUUCGACUCCUUCCUCCGUGGGAACAGUCGGCCCCCAAUGCCUAUGUUGGAGAAGGCGGGGAGGCCAGGUGCGCCCGGACCCCCUGGUGUGCACAGCGGAGCUCCGUCUCCCAGAAAACUGGUACACACAGACCACCCUAAGGACAGAGGCCCUGAGCCUCCCCUGUCCAGAGCCCCUGAGGCCACUUUCUCCCUCCAGCCAUGUCUCAGGACCUUCCUUGGACCUCAGCCCAUGCACAGCAUCCUGUGA
Chrysochloris asiatica (Cape golden mole) is the source of this 1125-nucleotide messenger RNA. It is a transcript of the gene COL20A1, whose product is annotated as collagen, type XX, alpha 1. Bases 1 to 1125 code for a protein of 374 amino acids. NCBI's taxonomy places the organism in Eukaryota, Metazoa, Chordata, Mammalia, Afrosoricida, Chrysochloridae. The transcript is spliced from 12 exons. The record is from RefSeq and is a predicted model, not a curated record.